Messenger RNA from Chenopodium quinoa (quinoa), 630 nucleotides. RefSeq lists its product as uncharacterized. The transcript is spliced from 3 exons. The record is from RefSeq and is a predicted model, not a curated record. Bases 1 to 630 code for a protein of 209 amino acids. Lineage: Eukaryota; Viridiplantae; Streptophyta; Magnoliopsida; Caryophyllales; Amaranthaceae.
AUGCCUUCAUUGAGUGACAAGACGAAAAUUAAUUAUAAUAAUUUUGUGAGUAAGGUUUUAGUUGAAAACGAUAUCUCUUAUCUACAGCGUUUUCGUAACGAAUUCUCUAGCGACGAUGAUACUGAAUAUUACGAGUCAUGGUUGAAUAAUGCAAAGAAACGUGAAUAUUUUGAGGUUGAUCUAAAUUUUUCUUUGGAUCGAUCUCAAAGUUAUAAGUUUCUAGAGUUGAUUUGUGUGAUGUUCAUACAAAGUAUAAUUUUGAUGCAGUUUAUAGUUAAUUGCAAAGAGCUACCAACUUUCGAGAACUUGACUUGCAAGUUACUAAAACGAGCUCCCAAGUUGAUAUCUUUGAUAUUUGAGGAAGUUGAAUGGAUUGAUCAAUCUCUUAGUUCUUUAGCAAAUGAUGGAUAUGGGUCGAGCCUUCAACAUGUUACAGUCUCCUUGUACGAUUUCGAUGAAGUCUCUUUGGUCAAGUAUAUACUAAAGGCUGCAACAACCUUGAAGGAGAUGACUAUCAUGUGUUUUUUAGAAGACAAGAUAAAAAUUCUUCAAAAGCUAUUGGCUUUUCCAAGAUCCUCACCAUUCUGCAGAAUUAAAGUUUUAUUUCCAGAAGAAAUAAUGGAUUCUUAA